UCCUCUUGUCCACUGGUUAGCAGCUCAAGGCUACAUUAGCCACUACUAACACUCACAAAUCUCAGACUGAACUAUGUGCAGAUGAGCUGCACUGUGGGUAAUGUAGAAAGAACUUAGGGAGAAUUAGAGCUGAAAAACAUGUAACACCAUUCCUUCCUCUCGUCGAAUCCCAAACCCUUUCCUUCCAUCCCAUCUUUCUUCAGGACUAGAGAAACAGAGACAAGGACACGGGAACACACAGUUUGUCACAGAGGAAACUCACCAACCAGCUGACUUCCUGAUAUCACUGCUGCUGCUGUCUAUGAGCUGCACUGAGGCAGAGGAGUGGACUUUCCAACAAUCCUGACACAAGGAAAAACCCUGUUGAAGCUACACCAGCAGCAGCAGACACCAUGUCUUCUCCAUCCCUCCCCAUGCCCUCUCUCCCCCCAAGCCCUCUUGCCAUGGAGUACCUAAACGACUUCGACCUGCUCAAGUUCGAGGUGAAACCUGACACUCCUCCACUCCCUCCACCAUGUUCAUAUCCCAAAUCUGGCCUCUCCCAUGACCCCUCCAGUUCUCCUUACACCAGCCAGGCUCCUCAGGACUCCAGUUUGAGCUCCAGCCCUUACAACUCGCUACCACCCUCGCCGACGCUCAGCGACGCACACCCACCACCUUCAGGCUCUUCCUCCCUCUCUUCGUCAUCCUCCUCCAUCUCCUUCCCCCUCUCCGUCUCCAACAGCUUCGCCUCCACCAUCAGCUCUGGUUCUCAGGGGAACGUGGAGGGCAGCCCAGCCCACGGUGGGCCUCAGGGUCCUACCCCUGCCUCCCUGGAGGACUUGAUCUGGCUGGCUGCACUGCAACAACAGUUUGGAGGUGAGGUGACAGGCCCCGCCACUUUGCUUGGAGCCUUGGGAGGAGUACCAGAGCGAGGGGACAGGGAGAGGGGCCCGGUCAAUGGCUUUCUUGGCUGUGAGGAUGCUGUGGAGGCUUUACUAAACUCAGCUGCUGCAGCUGUGAGCUCACAGUUUCCAGGUCUGUCUCAGAGUUCUAGCAGCAACCUGGGAGACUCUGGCAGCGACAGCGGAGGUGACAUCUCCUGCGCCAAAGGGACAGACGUGUGCCAUCGCCCGCUUGUCUUCCUCUCAUCAGCCCCUCCCUCACUCCCAAAUGCCAACCCCGCCUCGGCACCCUACCCACAACCCCUCAGCCCCCAGGGUCGCCUUCAUCACCACCAGCAUCACCAUCAUCAGCACCACCCACACCACCCCAUGCAUGGCAGCCAUCACCAUCAUCACCACCCACAAAUUAAUCAGGUACGUGGGUGUGGUGUGAACGAGCGCUUCUCUGAUGAGCAGCUGGUGAGCCUGUCGGUGCGGGAGCUGAACAGGCACCUGCGUGGUGUGAGUAAAGAUGAGGUGGUGCGUUUGAAGCAGAAACGCCGCACGCUAAAGAACCGAGGCUAUGCACAGUCCUGCCGCUACAAGCGCUUACAGCACCGCCAUGCUCUGGAGUCAGAGAAGCAUGUGCUUACACAGCAGUUGGAACAGCUACAGUGUGAGCUGACUCGAGUGCUGAGGGAGCGAGAUGCCUACAAGGCUCGCUACGAGAAGCUCCUCAGCACGAACCAUGGAAUCACCGGUGGCGACGCCCCACCAACCCGCACUAGCAACCCCCCUUCCCCACCCCCUGACUACUUCCUCUGAGUUGGACCCUCGGGGAGAGGAAGGAGAAGCAGGACGAGAAUACAGAGGAAUGAGUAAUAACAUCAGCCAGCAUGGAGCAAUCAAUGAUGAGUAAUCAGACUUGGGGGAAAACACCAAGGAUGUGUCUAUGUGUGUGCAUGUGUGUGUGUGUGUGUGUGUGUGUGUUUGUGUGUGAGAGAGAAAGUGAAAGAAAGACACUGGCAGGCAACAACUGUGAAAUCCUCCCUUGAAUGAUUAAAGGGGAAUUGACUGUUAACUCACAGGGUUAGACUCAACUCUAGGCUGCUUCAUGGACUUCAUUUUAACUUCACUGUGAAUGAUGAUUGCACAAAAACCUGUUGAGAGGUCUUUGAGGUCUUUUGCUUGUGAUAUCAGAGCAACAGUGGACAAAAAGGCUAUGAUAACAGAUGAAUAAAAAGCUUCAUCUUGGAUUUAAACUUAUCAGUAGGCCCAUACACUGCUUAGAAUAUUAUCUAUGCAAUAUUAAAUAGCUGCAAUGUACUUUCCAAAAAAGUGGUUGAGGCUCAAACUGUAGUUGUGUUUUUUUUUUGUUUGUUUUUUUUUAUAUUAAGCUGCUAAAGCUGCAGAGGUCUGAGUAGUGCAGUGGUGCUGGAGUGAUAUGGGCUUGGAUGAAGUAUCCACAGCAUGCAGUUGUAUUUGCCAGCUAAUAUUUCACAGUUGCCUACCAAAGUGUUUAAGCUCACCACGACUUGUUAUUCUUUGUAAGAUCAACAAUCAUAGAUUAAAGAAUGUACAAGAAUACCUUUCAUGGGAAUCUUCCAGUGACUGUGCUAAAUGAAUAAUGGGGAUAUUGCGUUUGCUAGUCAGAAAUGGUUACUUUCAACCAUUGAACAGCAACAUGAACGACUUGCUGUUUGCUCUCACAAAAUGGGUUUUUACGUGCAGAGAAGUGGCGCUAGUAGUGUGUUUAACUAAAGCGACUGCAUAUGUUGAAAGAGAGAAAGAAACCCAUUGCAGCAGGCGAGAAAAAGUGUGGCAUGAUUUGUGUGGCUGUGUCCAGUUCUCCAGACUAGAAAAGCUAUUUUUGGGCAGACUGAACACCUCUGCAACAGGGACGAUCACCAAAUUCAUGCAACAUGCGGCACCACAGAGCUGGUCACUGUGGGCUCAGUUACUGUGGGCUACGGGUGCAACAGGGAAAUUAAUGGUGCAGGGAUUUAAAAAAAAUGCAAAAAACGAUACAUAUAUAUCUUCAUGGAGACACCUUCUUAAAUGUCCCAUGAGGUCAUUGAUAGGUUUCAUGCAUUAGAGCUAUUAGUUUUUGUUUGGGUGUAGGUUAAAUAAAUUGUUCUUUUAUUUAUUCACUUAUUUAUUCAGUAUUUAUUGUUUAUUUAUGUACUGAUUCUAAUUAUUUUACUUUACUGGUUUUAUUCCAUUAGUGUGUAUUUUUACUUUCCUACAGUUUAUUAUUUUAUCCAACUGUGAUUAGAAUUAACAUAAUUACAAAAAUGAUGGCCAUUAUCAUGGUUUCCUGCUCCUGUUGUAGUGUGGUUUCAUAUGCGUAUGAAAUAAACAAAGUACUUUG
This is a messenger RNA of Scatophagus argus, 3234 nucleotides long. RefSeq names its product neural retina leucine zipper (gene nrl). Gene Ontology annotation, biological process: regulation of transcription by RNA polymerase II. Gene Ontology annotation, molecular function: DNA-binding transcription factor activity, RNA polymerase II-specific; RNA polymerase II cis-regulatory region sequence-specific DNA binding. Lineage: Eukaryota; Metazoa; Chordata; Actinopteri; Scatophagidae. The record is from RefSeq and is a predicted model, not a curated record. The transcript has 4 exons. Gene Ontology annotation, cellular component: nucleus. Bases 393 to 1688 code for a protein of 431 amino acids.